CUUCAAGAUGCUCGCCGCGAGCAAGACCUUCGGAAGGUGGCGGGCCUCAUACGAACCCCUGCUGGCCAGGGGCGCCCGAGGCGAGCCUGCGGUCGCGGCCUUCGCGGUGCCCAUCGAGUUCGGCGCGUCGGCCGCGGCCCCGCCCAGUCGGAAGAGAGGGGCGAGGCAGGCACCUCGAGCGGCGGCCACCUCCAGCGGCGUGGUGUGGUUACGUGGAGGGGCCACCUUGCGGACUAUGCAGCUCGUCUGGAGGCGGGAGGUUCCAGGCAGAGGCGCCUGUGCUGCCUGGCGCCUCGAAGAAGCUGGCCACGGGAAAGCAGGGGCGACAGGCAGCGCAUGCGGUUCCUCGCAGAGAUGGGCGGGCUGCCUCCAGGGCGUGCCGGCGCGGAGGGCGCGACCGCCUUCACCGUGCACCGCGUAGCGCAGAGCAGAAGCCUGCCAGGGAGG
Molecule: messenger RNA, 447 nt
Organism: Prorocentrum cordatum
Lineage: Eukaryota; Dinophyceae; Prorocentrales; Prorocentraceae
Source: the annotation of a GenBank genome assembly